AUGUGUCGCAAAAGAUCCAGGCUCCUCCAAGACUGCGACCAGACCUGCUUCCCCGAACUAUCUGGACCCGACAGACUGUUGGCCUAUUGCGUUUUCUUGGUCACUGGCCCCCGGACGGGCCUCCUGCGGAUACAGACUCAAACAACAUGGUAUGUCCUCUUCAAGCGCAAACCAGUUCAGUACCUCCCGCGACCAACCAUUGAAGAUGAUAGUGAGGAGGUCUGGGUCAUCCCCGAAACAAAUGAAGUGUUCACCAAGUAUCAGCAGUUCCUUCAUCGAAUGAACUUCUACAAACAGAAACGGUUCAUCUGCGAAAUAACCGGCCAUUCCUCCCUUACUUUUUUUGAGGCUCUAAGAAGUGAAACGGAUGGUUCACGCGAAGUGAAUAGCGCCUUUCCGGAGCCGUUGAAGGAACCGGUCUUGCGAAAGGUUCAAUUUUCAACUAUUUCGCGAAUUGACAGCCUUGACUUUUACCCUGGCGAACGCGUUACUGUCCUCCUAACCAACGGAACCCGCCUGCAGGGCAUCGUUCGGGAAAAGGCCCGAUUCCCAGAAUUAAUGAACCAAGAUGGUUCGAUAGAGCGAAGAGCGUCGUCGAGAUACUUGGUAAAACUGGUGAGCCGGCCAAAUGAGGAGGCGCUGCUGGACGAUGAACACCUGGCCCGUGACAGGAAAAUCUUUACCAAACAGAUGCUGCGUUCAUUCAUCAGGAAUACUGUAACAAGAGAAUCGUGGACGGGUGCGCCGUGGCUGGUCAAACCGCAUAUCGCCCAUGAAUACCGGAUCGAUACUGAAGUCCCGAAACAUCUGCAAUACGGAAAUAGGGUCGGAGGGAAGAAAGCUAACGUGGCUGCCGGUAAAGAAGAAGACGAAAGCCUCUUUGGAUUCUUUUAUUCCAAACAACGAUGGCCGAACCUCAAGUCUGCUGGCAAGGGACAUAAAUCGAAAGUUUCACUGCGGGAGCUUGCGAAGGCGAGGGAUGACCGAUAUGAGGAAUACCAACGAGCGUUAAACGAAAACCAUUCUUUUGCUGUUUCCGGGGAUGGCACUCACGAUGGAGAUUGGCAAGCACUCGAAGAUAGCGCCAACUCGUUUUCCGUUGUCAUCCAAAAUGGCCCUCCGCCGCAACCCCCCCCGCCACCUAUCAAAUACCCGAUUGAGGAUUUGGAUAUCCCGCCCUCUCACAGCGAUAAACUCCGGCCUUCCUUGAAAUUCUUAACUGAUGAUCAACACUCAGAGCACCUGGACAUGUCGCCCCAAGAAGAUAGUUUACUGCGUGGCAAUAUCAAGAUGGAAUCUGUGGGACCUCUGCUCGAAACGUGGAACACAUUGAAUGUAUAUUGCCAGGUUCUCCAAUUAGACUCCUUCACGUUCGAUGAUUUCGUCGAGGCAAUGCAAUUUUCUUCUCACGACGUUACCUUGCAUCCCGCGGCGGGAUAUGUUUGGAGAGUAUGGGUCGGAUCGAUCGCUUGCGGGAAACGAGACUUCCAGAAGGGUGGUUGGGAACUAGUCAUGAUCGGGCUCCUUCAUAGGCUAUCCUACCGACCGCGACUGCGAAAUCCUUGUGACGAGAUCCUGGCCCAUCUGGCACCGCUUGAUCGUGAGCCAACGCAAGACACGGCGCAAGAGCAAUAUGUAACCCUCGACGUUAACUUGCGAGUGAGAGCUCUCCAAAUUAUCUGCAUGCUCCUGCUUGAAACGAAGGCGAUCAAGAAUUACCUCGAAGAGUGCAGUAUUCAAAUGACCGAGUUCCGUAAGGAGAAAAUCGACUACCAACGGGCUCGUAAAGCAUGCCUUGAGGAGAUUCGACGGUUGCAUGAAGAGCGUAAACAGCUUCAACCUGAAAACCCGCCAUCACCCGUUCCUGAGUUGGAGGAGCUAGCGGACGUGAAAAUGACUGGUUUGGAUGACGACUCGGAGGCAGCUGCAGACACUGACGAUGAAGACGCGCACACAGGAAGGUCCCUUCGCCGCGGAGCAGAUAGGGCCGCAGAGCGAAAACGGCGGCAAGAAGAGGAGCGGGAGCGAAAAGAACAGGCUGCUAAAUUGCCCAAGGGAUCGAAACAGUAUCACCGAGUUCUGAAGAAAAUAGAAGAAGAAAAGGCCAAAGUCAAGUCAUACGAGGAACAGAUCGCCAUUCUAGAUAAUGACUUGCGAGAGGCUGAUUGUCCUCGAACACGUGUUUUGGGUAAAGACCGGUUUUGGAAUCGAUAUUACUGGUUCGAGCGGAACGCGAUGCCGUUUGAGGGCCUCCCGACCAGCUCAACUGCGUCUGCAAACUAUGCGAACGGCCGAUUAUGGGUCCAGGGCCCCGACGAUAUGGAGCGGGAAGGCUUUAUUGAUUUGCCGCAGGAGGAAAAUCGAAAGUACAUCCAGCGCUUCAAGAUGACAGUGCGACAACGGAAAGAGCUCGAGGAGGGUCCUGCGGGUGUUUCUAAUGCGCAGGAGUGGGGUUACUAUGACGAUCCGGAGUCCCUGGAUCAGCUUCUAAGCUGGCUUGACGCUCGCGGUGUCCGAGAAGUGAAACUGCGCAAGGAGCUGCAGUUGUAUCGGGAUAGCAUCGCCAAGUACAUGCGGAAUCGCACAGAGUAUCUUGGUAAGAACGCCGAGGAGAAGAAGAGCGCAGAGUCGGAGGAAGAAGGGCCGGCGACGACAACGACGAUGUCGACUCGGAUGUCUAGACGGACGAAAUCGUCUGGAGGGGAGGACUUGUCGAGUCGAUAUCGCUAUCGCUGUCUGAAAUGGAAGAACGGCGCUGCAUUGCGGGAAAAUGGGCAUUUGCACGUCGAGCCGGCGCGGCCGACGAAGAAGGCUAAGCGAUCUACGGCUGCGGCUACGGCUGCGGCGGUGGAUGAGACGAAGGAGAGGGAGAGGGAGAGGGAGAGGGAGAAGGAGAAGGAGAAGGAGAGCAAGCCAACGAAUCGACAUGGAAAGCCGCUUACGAGGCAGGGGACUAGGUAUCAGUUUUGA
Histoplasma capsulatum G186AR is the source of this 2970-nucleotide messenger RNA. RefSeq names its product DDT domain-containing protein. The transcript is spliced from 10 exons. The record is from RefSeq and is a predicted model, not a curated record. Lineage: Eukaryota; Fungi; Ascomycota; Eurotiomycetes; Onygenales; Ajellomycetaceae. Bases 1 to 2970 code for a protein of 989 amino acids.